Molecule: messenger RNA, 670 nt
Organism: Suricata suricatta (meerkat)
Lineage: Eukaryota; Metazoa; Chordata; Mammalia; Carnivora; Herpestidae
Gene: TEX46
Product: testis expressed 46
Exons: 2
Coding region: 94-594 (166 amino acids)
Source: RefSeq, a predicted model, not a curated record
GGAGGCGGCAGCCACAGCUCCUGUCAUGGAGGGCAACUAUCCUAGAGGGGUCACCGAGGCAGGGUCUUGGGGCCUGGGUGCCUCCAAGCCAUAAUGCUGGGGGAACUAAUGUCUCUUUUGAGGAAUCUCCAUGGGAUCCUUGCUUCCUCAGGCACCGUAGGGGCAUUGGUGGCUUGGCUGAUCAGCUAUAAGCCAGCCUUGUUUGGGUUCCUAUUCCUUCUGCUGUUGCUUAGCAACUGGUUGGUCAAGCAUGAAGUCCAAGUCAAGCCCGCCCCUCCAGAGCCCCAGAAGGAAGAGGCAGAGAAACCUAAGCCUCCUGAAGCCAAACCCAACGGCUGCCUCAAGAACACAAAGGAAGUGGAGAGGCUGCAUGCCUGCUUUGCCCUCCAGGACAAGAUCCUCGAAAGGCUCAUGUUCAACGAAAUGAAGCUGAAGGUCUUAGAAGAUCAGAUGUUCACUGUAUGGGACAGAAUGAAUCACCACAGGAGGUCAAGCUGGAAGCGGACUUUUCCCACGAGGAAACACAGACUCAGGAGGCAUGACUCCAUUUUCUCCACCAUCUCUGACUGUACUGCUUCGAAUUCCCCUUCAUGAGGUCAGAGAGACUGGGGUGGGCUGGCCUCUUCUGAUGUUGACUUUGCUCAGUAAAACCCAGUCAGAGACUAUUGAA